AUGGGAACCUUCAAGAAGCGAGAGGCCAAGAUGCCCCAGCGGCACCGCCUGGACACAGGCUGUGAGACACCCGAUGGCGACUGCCAGAUCGAAGUCGGCGGAACGCGUGAGGUCCAAGUCUGCCGAGGAGUGCGGCCUCGUCGACGCCGCCGGACACCAGGAUCACCAGAGCGCAACUCGAGGCUCGAAGGCGACAAAGGCAUGCUGGGUGACCCGCCGUGUGGAGGAGCUGGAGCACGAAUGGAAGCUAUGCCAGAUGUCGCCGACAUAGAGCUGGACAAGCCGAUCCUGGAUGGAGAGGACGACUUCGAGGAGGAGAACGACGAGACGAUCGAUGUGGACGCGCUGAAGGAUGCGGAGGAGGAGAUCGAUCCGGGGACAUCUACGAGAAGGCCAGGCACCUUGCAAGUGGAUCAUCUGUUGAGCUUCUCCUGUGAGAUGCUCUACGGGAACCGUCUCCUACUCCACUUCUUGAGGGCAUUCUUGGCGCAAGGUGAUCAGUCCAAGCGCCUUACACCCUUGGCCUGUUCCCCUCUUAAGCUUCUGCGUGAGUGGGCGUCGGGCGUCGGAUGCGAUCGGGGCUCCGUGAAUCAGAUGAGCCUGGCGCGGAUCGUUGCAAAGUUGUCUCGCUGCUCUCAGGACGUUGCCAUCCCUUCGUCUUUGCUGGAUCGGCUGGAGAAAGGCCACCUCCGGUACGUGAUCAACCAGGACCUCGCCUUCGACGAAGCCCGGAAGAGGAAUGAGCAGAUUCGGCAUGCUGCCGAGCAUGCUUUCAUCUGGAUGGAUGCGAAUGAGACGCUCCGGAAGGCCGUCAAUGCAAAGAUGCGACACCUAAGGCCUACCCCGUCCGGGCCAGCGGUGGUUGCAGCGAUCGAACGACGAGAGGUGGAAUCUUCCAAGGUGCUGAAGGAGCUCAAGAAGGAGUUAUUGGACCGUGGACGCCCCGAGGUGGAGGAGAUGUCCGAUGAGCCGGCCGCCGAAGGAAUGGCUGAGCCCUUGGAGUUCAGUGAUGAUAGUGAUAGCGUCGACGAGCCUCCUGAACCACCUGUGAAUCAAGGAGGUUCUGGAGAAGUACGAGCCAGGUCGCGGAAUCUUUCACGUUUACUGGAGCUGGCGCUUGGAUGGAUGUUGCAAGCUGCCCGACACCACGGGCGGUCUGCAUGUGUCACGGACAUCUCCGAGAUUACGGACACUGUGACGACGAAGAUCAUUGAGGCCUCCAAGAACGCUCCCAUGCAGAGCAUUGAGGAGCCGGUCACAGGAAAGCCCAGGCAAGAGUUUAAGUGGAACAGCCUGGACCAAGACUGGAAGGAAGCCUUCGUGGCUCCCCUCAAGAAGGCUAUCGAUGUGUACGCCGACAAUGAUGCCAUUGAGCCUGUGCCUCUGGAAAUGCCCGUGCCUCCCGAGAAGGUCCUGCCCUCCGGCUUCCGGUUGGCGAACAAGAGCGAUGACCCUGCACUGGAGAAGGCCAACCUUCGAGCUAGAUGGGUCCUCGCAGGAAAGUAUGCUACAGAGGCCCCUACGCCGAUCGACUUGGUCCGGCUCACGAAGGAAGGCUUCGGACUUGAUGAAAGCCCUCGACUGCAGGUGGAGUUGAAACUGUCUCCCGGAACAUUUGUGCUGCACCUCAAUGGGAAGCUCUGUGGCGUGAUGGCCAUCCACGUUGAUGACCUCCGAAUGGCCUGCGCUCCGAAUGCAUGGGCCAUCACAGAGAAAAACCGCACCGUGUUCCACUUCGGAGAGUGGAAAGACGCCACCAAGGAGACGGUGAAGUUUUGUGGGCGAUGGGAACGCCAGUGCCCGACCACGCUCAAGAUCACGGUGACGAUGGAUGGCUACGCCCCGAAGCUCAAGUGUCAAGGCCAGCUGAACUGGAUGGCUAGGCAAGGGCGCGCCGAUUUGGCUUACGGCAUCUCCCGCAUUCAACAGAUGGCUGACGUCCGAGAUCCGGACACCAUAAAGAUGCUGAAUCAGCUGGUGAAGAAGGCAAGGGAGCCCUAUCAGCUGAUCUACCAGCGCCUCCUGGGCACCAUCGCGGACCUCGUCUUCCUGGCGGUGAGUGACGCUUCUUGUGGAAGUUUGCCCCGUGGACGGUCUCAAGGUGGAAUGAUGAUCCUGGCUGCCAAUAAGGAGAUCCUGGAGGGCGAGAGCUUGGUGAACUGCCUCCUCUACCACAGCGCUGUGCUAAAACGAGUGGUGCGUUCCUGGUGGUCGACCUCCAGAUGGUCCGAGAUCCUCGUGCUGGACUCCAAGACGGGCUACGGCGCGCUGAACAGCAUCAGCAACGGCGAGGACAAGCGGCUCGCCGUCGACGUGGCGAUGAUCAAGGAAGCCAUCUUCGAAGAGGACUCUAACCGAUGGGUCAGAUGGGUUGCUGGCCUGACCAUCCCGGCAGACGGGUUGACCAAAGAGUAUGGCAACCCUGUUCGCGACAAGGUCAUGAAGCGUGGCCCUUGGAUCGUCAGCAGCUCCAAGUGGGGUUGGUGUCGAGUUCUCGAAUAUUUCCAGCUGCUGACUCCGCAGGUCAGUCUGAUACAACUGAAGCCGGAAGCCCAGUUCUGGACGCUGCUGUGGGGUCCCUUCUAUGUUGCGAUUUCGAGUGGCAGGGCUUUUCUCAUGGUCCUCUUCCAGCACCAUGGCGUGAAAUGCUCUUCUUAUCAAGUGCAUGCAGGCUGUCUGCGAUGUCCCUUGUUUGCAAUUGCAGUUCCUGCACGGUUCCUGGCUAGGAUGUACUAUGCAAUGAGCUACUUCCCCGCACUAGAGAAGGAGAUGGGAUCGACGACCUUCUUGCUCUGGAUGUUUCUGAUCAACACUCUCACAAGUCUGCUUUAUCUGGCAAUUAUGUUUUGCCUUUUCUUCAUUUACGAUGAGCCGUACUAUUUGCUCCAGAGUUUGCGUGGGUAUGAGGCUCGGACUCCCGUCUGCUUCACAUUGGAUUCUCUUAGGGACCCAGACAGCUCGACGGACUUCUGGGGCGUGGUCACGAUUCCGAACAGGUGGUACCCCCUUGCAUUAACGGGCCUUUUCACGCUCAUCAACGGCAGGAUCAUGUGGGAAUUUCUGGUGGCGUUGGCCAUCGGCUACGGCUACCCAAAGCUACGCCUCGAGCGGCUGCUUCCCUCCAAAACCCGCGUAGAUCGCCUCGAGCAGAAGUGCAGAGGACAGCACCGAGCUGUGCUGCAGGAGACUCGCAUACGAGUCUUCGCAGCCCAGGCCUUCGGAGGCACUGGCAACCGCCUUGGCGAGGCUUCGGGUACAGAGAUGCAGGCCAGGAUGUGGGCUCUGGCCGCAAGCGUUUGUGAGGAGAGCGGCCAAGGUCCCAGCGAGGACUUCCGGGACCUGGGCCCCGAGGCCGCCUGGUCGCUAUCCUCGGCGAAGCCAGGAGUGGAGCAGCUUCGUGAUGGCAGCACUGACACCUUCUGGCAGUCGGACGGACCCCAGUCCGGUCCCGAAGACUUGAAUUCAACACCGGGCUAG
This is a messenger RNA of Symbiodinium necroappetens, 3477 nucleotides long. Lineage: Eukaryota; Dinophyceae; Suessiales; Symbiodiniaceae. The record is from the annotation of a GenBank genome assembly.